This is a messenger RNA of Chenopodium quinoa (quinoa), 2928 nucleotides long. Its product is annotated as BTB/POZ domain-containing protein At1g67900-like. The transcript is spliced from 4 exons. The coding region runs from base 655 to 2547 and encodes 630 amino acids. The record is from RefSeq and is a predicted model, not a curated record. Lineage: Eukaryota; Viridiplantae; Streptophyta; Magnoliopsida; Caryophyllales; Amaranthaceae.
UGUGGGUUCAGUAAAUUUAUUUAGUUUUCUUUUAAUCAUAUAAUACUUUUAAUGCAGGGUUUUCAAUUGCUUGUCUAAUUUUUUUUAUUCUUUUUUAAAAGGUGUGGAAAUUUGUCUAAAAAUGACAUAAUUUCUAGAGAUGUUUGAUUUUCUGAGUUUAUGUCAUUUUGACUUUUUUUUUUUCCCUCUGCCUUUAAUAUUUCCCCACCUUAGGAGAGUAUUAUUUAUACUAUAUAUACCCAAAAUAAUAACAAAACCAACAACCCAAAACACCCUUUCCUUUUUUCUUGGAUUCUCUCUCAUUUCCAAAUAAAGAUAUUAUUCAAUUCACCCAAAUUCUAUUUUUUCUUCAAAGAACUGGAAUUUUCUUGUAAUUCUAUAUAAUUUUUUUUUUUCCUGGGGUUCAGAUUUGUUUAUUUUUCUUUAUUUUCUUACAAAAUUCCAAGAAAUAAGAACAAAAAAAAACUGACCCAAAAUCUUUUAUAUUCUUAAUCUUGCUGCUGAAUCAAACUAAAAACAGCAGUACUAUAAUUACAUACUAGUCUACUAUAACAACUCUCUUUUGCUAAUGAGUUUCACAACUCUGUUCUUUUCUCAGAAACUUGAUGAUUUGUGAUAGAAAUUUGAUAAUCACCUUGAUUAAUUUUCGAAACAAUGAAGUUCAUGAAACUUGGAUCUAAACCUGACACUUUUUAUACAGCUGAAGCUGUUAGGUCUGUUUCCUCUGAAGUCUCUAGUGACCUUGUAAUUCAAGUUCAAGGUCAUAGAUAUUUGCUUCAUAAGUUUCCUUUGCUGUCAAAAUGUCUGCGCUUACAGAAACUGUGUGCAGAAUCCCCUGAAUCAUCUCCGCGCCAAAUAAUCCAACUGCCAGAUUUUCCGGGAGGAAUUGAGUCAUUUGAACUAUGUGCAAAGUUCUGCUAUGGCAUCACAAUCACCUUAAGUGCCUACAACAUCAUAGCGACGCGGUGUGCAGCCGAGUACCUUCAGAUGACAGAGGAAGCAGAGAAAGGAAACUUGAUCUAUAAGCUUGAAGUUUUCCUUAAUUCUUGUAUUCUUCAAGGGUGGAAAGAUGCAAUUGUUACUUUACAGUCAACAAAAGCCUUUCCUAGUUGGUCUGAAGACCUUGGGAUUACUAGUAGGUGUAUAGAAGCUAUUGCUGCUAGGGUCUUAACACACCCUUCUAAGAUUAACCUCUCUCGAACUUACUCGAGGCGAGGUGGUGGUGGUGGUGGUGGUGGUAGAGAUGAUAUUGUUUCUUGUAAUGGUGGUGGUGGUGGAGGUUCAGAGUGCGCGAGGCAAAAGAAUUUAAGCAAAGGGUGGUGGGCUGAGGAUGUUGCAGAGUUAGGUAUUGAUCUGUAUUGGAGGACUAUGAUAGCAGUUAAGUCUGGUGGAAGAGUGCCUUCACACCUAAUUGGAGAAGCAUUGCAAAUUUAUGCUUCUAAAUGGCUUCCUACUAAGCAAGUAAUUCCUGACAUUGAUUCAGAUAAGACAGGAGAGAAAACAUCAAAGUAUAGGCUACUACUCGAAUCGAUUGUAAGCUUGCUGCCUUGCGAAAAAGGUGCUGUAUCCUGCAGCUUCUUACUUAAGUUGCUCAAGGCAGCGAAUUUGCUUAAAGCUUCUCCUUCGUCGAAGAUGGAGUUAGCAAGGAGAGUAGGGAUUCAAAUGGAUGAAGCCAAUGUGAAGGACUUAUUGAUACCGAGUUUAGUGAGUGAAACGCGGUAUGAUGUGGAUAUUUUCAUGGCAAUUUUGGAGCAGUUUCUGUCACAAGGGCAGAGUCCUCCAACUAGUCCUCCUAGGACUAAAGGAAGGUAUGAGAGGAGGAGGAGGUCGAGGUCAGCUGAGAAUAUCGAUAUCGAUUUUCAAGAAAGGAGGAGGUCUUCUUCAGCUUCUCAUAGUUCUAAGUUAAAGGUGGCUAAGAUUGUGGACAAGUAUUUGCAAGAUAUUGCUCGCGACACGAAUUUGCCCUUGUCUAAGAUGGUUGCUAUUGCAGAAGCUAUACCGAGUUUUGCUAGAAUCGAACACGAUGAUCUUUACAAGGCCAUUGAUAUUUACCUAAAGGCACAUCCAGAGCUCACAAAAAGUGAACGAAAACGUCUAUGUCGAGUUUUAGACUGCAAAAAAUUAUCCGUAGAAGCCUGCAUGCACGCUGCACAAAAUGAGCUACUCCCACUCAGAGUAGUAGUCCAAGUCCUUUUCUUUGAGCAAGCUCGAGCAGCAAUGGCAGGCGGUAAAGUCACUGACUUGCCUCCUGAUAUCAAAGCAUUGCUAGCUGCACAAGACGACGAUUCAUCUAGACCACCUGCAGCAUUAAGCACAACAACAACUAUCCCAGGUACCGAAGAUCAGUGGAGUGUAUCAGGCCUUAAAUCACCCAAAUCGAAGUUGUCAACACUUAAAAUGAAGUUAGCUGAGGAUGACUUAGAAGAAAAUGGUAUUGCGAAAGGAUUAAAAUUCAAGAACCUUUGUUCAAUCCCUACUCGGCCUAAACGAAUGUUCAGUAAGUUGUUAUCUAUUAACAACAACAGAAGUGUGGCUGAAAAGAACUGAGGCAGAACACAAAAAAAAUCUCCUUAUUUAAGGGAUGUUUUUUUUUUUUUUUUACAUGACCAAUUAAAUAUUUUGCAUCUAAUGAGAAAGAAGUAUAUUAAGUUAAACCCUUUUGUAAAAUUUAGGCAAAAACAUUAAAAUGUGAAUUGAUUAUUAUGUAGCCUAUUUCAAUAAUGUGAAGAGAAAUGUUUUUAAGGCAUUAGGAGAGAAAAAUAAAUCUCUCAAAGGAUACUCUCAAAAUUGAGGCCACAAAAUUAGGAUUUGGUAGUUGUAAAUGUGUAAGCAUAUAUAUGGGACCAUUAAGGUGGUUGUGUUAUUUAUCCAUAUAUAAUAUAAUAUAUGAAAAUUAUGCCCCUGUCAUUUAUUCUUUUACAAACUUAA